GUUUGAAAAAGAAACGAACGAGUCUCGGCCCAAAAUCAGAUUGUUUUUUUUUUUGCGUGAGAAAUUGGAUGUGUGGCGUGCGUGCGUGAGAAAACAGGCAAUUGCGUGUGUCUCACGCAUUACGGUAAUGUAGAAAUACAAUUAAACCAACGAAGAAGAAAUCGCCGCCGAAGACGAAGAAGAAGAUAUACAAGGAUUUACCCCAAAGCGCCGAAGAAGAUCCCACCCGUCUUAUCUUGAACAAUAGACUGUUUUUCGCAGUAGUUUACGUUCGUCAGCGUCGAAAUAUCGACAAACAUGUGGAAAGUGAAAAUGUUGAGAGAGCUGGUGAAGCGAAAGCUAACCGUGGCUGUCGAGGACGUUUUUGAACUAUUCGAGAAAACCAUAGCUGAGUACGAGGAGGCGAACGAGAGGAGGCAUCGGGCGCUUCUGGAAGCGGUGCUCAACCCACGUCUUCGACGAGAAAAAGACAGUUUACAAGAGUGGGAGAAUGAAGAAGUUCCACCUGAGGAGCCACCAUUGAAAAAACGGAAGAACACGGGCAAGCGAACGGGUCCGCGUGUGAAAGCAAAACCUAGUGGAGAAGACGGUGAAACACCCCCUCCGCAAGCUGACCACUCAGCUCCAGUAUCCGACGUCGAGGACUUAAUUACUGUGACUUCUGACGGCGAGAACUCCGGAGAGCCUUCAUCUAAAAAUAAAUCCUUAAAGAAAGAUUUGGAUCUGCCCGCGGUUACAAAACCAUUCUCCUGCUCGCUUUGCAUGAAAUCCUUCCAGACUCGAGACUGUCUUAUCGAGCACGAAAGGGAACACACAAAGGAGAAAAGCGCUAAAAAUAAGGAGAAACCUUCAACUUCUGCAGACCACUUGGCCCCGAUAUUGAAUGUAAACGACUCUGAUCCAGAUUCUUUCUCUAAGACCAAAAAAGCCAAGAAGUUUAAAUGCUCUCCAACAUUCUCCCGGAAGGAAGAUUUGGACAGACACGUGACAACACCAGCAAAACAGUCUUUCAACUGCUCGGUUUGUAAGACAAACUUUCAGAGUCGAGAUGAUCUCAUAUCACACAUUCGAGAACAUACCAAGGAGAAACCAUCAGAACUUCACUCACAACCAGAAAAGCCUGCAAUUCGCAAAAACGACAAUUUGACGUCAAUUUCCUCCGCGUUGGCUAAGGAUGCUAAUAAAAAUACUUCUAAGCAGAAACCACCCGAAGGUAAAGAGGUUCCCUCACCGCUUGAAAAGUCUGCCGCAAUUCCAGAAAACGACGACGUGACAUCAAACUCAUCCGACGCGGCCGACGAUCCUAAAAAGUUCCCUUGCGAUAAAUGCGACAAGAAUUUCGUCCGUAAAGAAGAUCUGGACGAACAUCUGAAACAACAUUCGGGAGCUGCUAAUUCCAAGAAUCCCGGCGUUUUGCAAAAAUUCUACACCGUCAAAAUGCCGACCUCCGGUAGCUUGGCUCAACCCAACGGGGAACGCCGCGAAGAUCCGCAAUCGGAACCGGAGAGCCUCUUCGCUCCGUUGUCUUUCUCGGACAUGACGGCGGAUUCUUCCGACGACGAAACCUCGAGUCGGGACGGGAAGGAACGAUUCGCCUGCACGCAGUGUCAGAAAACGUUUGGGACCCAAGCGCGUUUGCAAAAUCACUUGGCGACGCACACGAAAGACAGACCUUUCGCUUGUCAGGUUUGCGAUAAGAAGUACUCCAGGGCGGGGGAUUUGACGAAACAUGUGAGAUUACACGCGGACGGGAACGCCGCAAAAGACGUCGAGAAAAAGAAGAAGAAGAAGAAAAAGAAGUCCAAACAUCUUAAACACACGUGCUCUCGUUGUGGGAAAGAAUUUACGUGUAGUAGCUUGUUAGCUGCGCAUUUGGUGAUACACACAGGAGAGAUGUUAGAAAACUCCAAGAAGGGACUUUAAAAGUAAUGGCUGCCAUUGAUGGCGAGCCACUCCCAAUCCGAACGGAUUGGAAAUCUAUCAGCGUUAAUGGCACUGAUUAAAUGAACACUGUUAUUUGUUUAAACCACUUUUUUUGUUGAAUGUUUAAAGUCCAAAUAUAUUUGUUUAGUCCAAAAUAAUGUAUACGUUAACAAUGUCACUGAAUUUUAACUGUAUUACAUAAUGUACACGUGUUGAUUUUUUUGUUUGUUUUUAGCGAUUUUAGCUAGUAUCUGUGCAAAAUGUGUAUUUGAUGACAUUUGCAGGGAAUCAGUUUUAUUUGAUUGCCUCACUUUAAUCAAUCAGUUUUUGUAUUUUUGUUUAAACCACACAGCAUUUCAUAUUUAUCCGUACUUAAAGUGUUACUUUAAAAUGAAAGGGAAUUCUGUGGUUUUUGUUAUGUGUUGUAGUGUUGUAACGAUUAAUCGAUUAACUCGAGUACCGUAAUUUUCGCACGAUAAGGCACACCUGACUACAAGCCGACACCCACCAAAUGUGACAUGAAAAUGGCAUUUGCUCAUAGAAUAGCCACAGCUGUCCUCAAUGUAUUAUGGGGUAUUUACACCAAAAUAUAUUAACCGGUAUCAUACGACUGUCAUAUGACCAAAUGAACCCCAAAGAAGCUUUGAACCAAUUGGCUACAAAGCUUCAUUGCUUCAAGAAGCUUUAUUUGGCCAUCACUGCUCCCUUGGGGGAGACAGUCAACCUCUUCCGCCGCCUGCUGUCAACACUGUUGUUGUCCAACUUGCCUCCUAGCAUGCAUUGCAGUGCUACAGAUGUGAACAACAAUCACAGUUCAUGUCCUGUGCUAAUUAUUUCUUCAGUUACUGUUCCAGUUGUUUCAUGAAUUGCUAGUUACGGUAUUUGGUAGUACUUUAUUUGACUAUGGCACCGUAAAACUUAUUAGACAAUCAUAAUUAUGACAUGACACCGUCAUGAGCCUUAAUAAAUGUUUAUAACAGAUGUCAUUGGAGCUGUCCCGACUAGUCGACAUAGUCGACGUCAUCGAUUGCGUAAAUCCGUCGACGAGCACAACAUCCCCUCGACGGUUAAUGAAGGGUUAAAAAAUAUAUGCAUGGAAAGUUCAGAAUGUCGGAUGCUCUGUAUGCAAGCGGGGAAAGUGGCACAAAGCCAAAAAAAGCGCACCAGAGUGUCCAAAACAUUGACUUAUUUCAAAGAAACAAAGGAGGGUACACUCUUCUGUCCUAUCUCUUCAAUGCCAAGAAUAAACACCUCAAGCGCCGUCACCCAGUUUGUAAUUUUUUUUUUUUCAUUUUUUGUACACCAGAGGGUGCUGUCGCCUUACUAAAUAAUAAUGUUUCAUUGACAAUGGGCCUAUAAGUGCUAUGAGUAUUGUUCUUAAUGCUAAUUGAGAGGUUUAUUUCAUGUUAUGGUUUAUUUUAUGGUGUAGAAAAUUAUGUAAGGUUAAAAGGUCAUGAAUAUAUACAGUAUAUACAGUGAUUGCACUCAAGGGAGAGAUUGUCAUUGAUAAGGUAAUUAAGGUAAAGGCAAUUCAUAUAGGCAAUUCAUUGAUAUAUAAAUAAGGUUUAAAAGGAAAAAGGUGAAAAGUUUUUGUUAAUUUCUAAUUGUGUUGUUUUAUUUGUGUGCACCGUAGCUCUUACGGUGUGAUUACAUCAAGGAUGGAAUAAAAGUUGUAAACCAUCGA
Molecule: messenger RNA, 3607 nt
Organism: Corythoichthys intestinalis (scribbled pipefish)
Lineage: Eukaryota; Metazoa; Chordata; Actinopteri; Syngnathiformes; Syngnathidae
Product: zinc finger protein Xfin-like
Exons: 2
Coding region: 298-1923 (541 amino acids)
Biological process (GO): regulation of gene expression
Cellular component (GO): nucleus
Source: RefSeq, a predicted model, not a curated record